CGACAAGGUUUGAACUCGCUUCUGACCCUGCACGAUGGCUGCUCAUUGAUGUGCGACCGAAUCCGUGCGUGGUGGUCGGAUGGACUUUGGGGAUUUGCAUUUGCAGCUGGAUGGCUUUGAGGAGCUCCGCCCGGAGAGUUGGGCGGUGCAGCAGGUGCGCGUCGCGGGUCCAUGGCGGGUGAAGGAUGGCUCCCUCCGUCACUGCGCCACCAACAUCGUCAUCGGCGAGGGCGGCUUGCGGGACGGCGUCGGGCAAAUCGAGGUGGAGGAGACGAACCUCCUGGGCCGCGGUGCUGGGGGCGUCGUGUGCCGUGCCAGCCACAAGCCUACAGGCAUCCCAUUGGCCGUGAAGAUUGUUCGUGUGGAGGACAAGACGAAGCGGGACCAGCUGAUCAACGAGAUUCACACGCUUUUCCGAAUCAGUAAGAGCCAUUUCCUCAUCGAGCUGUAUGACGCGUAUGUUCACAAGGAAUCUGGCUGCGUACAUGUGGCGCUGGAGUACAUGGACUACGGGAGCCUCGCCGAUGUGAAGCGGAAUGUGGAGACGGUCCCCGAGAAGCUGCUGGCUUUGAUCUUGAUGCAGAUCCUCGAGGGCUUGAAGACGUUGCACUUGAACAACGUCGUCCAUCGCGACGUGAAGCUGGGCAACAUCCUGGUGAACAGCCGAGGGGCCGUCAAGGUCACCGACUUCGGCAUUUCGAAGAACUUGGGCGAUCCCCUCACGGUGUGCGAGACCUUCGUGGGCACUGCCACGCACAUGUCUCCCGAGCGCGUCUUGGGAGAGGACUAUGGCUUCUCUGCAGAUAUAUGGAGCCUUGGUUUGUGCGUGUACGAGCUGGCCUGUGGUGUGUAUCCCUACGGAAGCGUGCUCUCCUUUCCUGUCCUCUUCGACAACCUUUGCCACAAGCCAGAGCCACGGCUGUCGGAAGAAAAGUAUUCACCAGAGCUUUGCUAUUUCGUGGAAGCCCAGCUGCAAAAGCGGCCGGAGCUGCGGUUUAGCGCCAUCGAGUUACAGGCAUCUGACUUCAUCCUGGGCAACUUGCCCAAAGUCAGUGAGACGGCGCUGAUCCAUUGGCUAGCCAACGCCAUGAAACACCAUAAAUAA
Messenger RNA from Durusdinium trenchii, 1105 nucleotides. The record is from the annotation of a GenBank genome assembly. Lineage: Eukaryota; Dinophyceae; Suessiales; Symbiodiniaceae.